AUGGAUGAUCAUUUUGAUCAAAGUGAUCAUGGUUGGGAUGAACAAGAACCCAUCCCCCCUGAUUUAUCAGGAGAACAUUACCAACAGAAAAGGGAUGCCAUGAGAAUUUUAGAAGCCCACAACUUCAUGUGCAUCGAAAAGCUGGGGUCUGGAGCCUUUGGUGACGUAUAUAGAAUGACGGGCUUCUGUGGCCAAGAAGUUGCCGUUAAGAUUGUUUCCCUGGAAGUCAUUAAGCAAAAUGAGAUUGAAAUUUGGCCAAAAAUGUCUCACCCAAAUAUCAUCCCACUCCUGCAAUACUUUAGCUUCACUAACCCUGAUGUAGGAGUUUUUGUAAUGCCUAUUUACAGGGACAAUUUGCAAAAUGCAGCUCUAGAUGGGCAAUUUUUGAGACAAUCAGGUGCCCUAGACUACCUCAAAUUGUGGCUUAAUGAUAGCCUUUGUGGUCUAAUUUAUUUGCACUUUAAUGAGGCAUGCCACUUGGAUAUAAAGGCAGACAAUAUCUUGAUUUCGCAAGAUUAUAGAGCUGUCAUAUGUGACUUCUCUUGUUUGGCGUGUGCGACAAAGGCAAUACCAAGGGAUGAUCUUGGAUUGCCGCUCAUGUAUAGACCUCCAGAAGCGUGCCCAUCUUUUGGAAGUGGGGCAGAAGUUGAUGGCAAAGCUUUUGACUUGUGGGCGUUUGGUAUGAUGGUUUUAGAGCUUUUCACCAAUAAAGCUCUGGCCAGAGCAAUAAACAGCGCCGGAAACUGGAACAGAGACAUCUAUCCUAUCCUGUUCAACAUUCUCCAGGAGGAUGUUUUUAAGAGCUUCGUGCUUGGAAUAUUUUCCGCGACGGGCAUUGCAGACGGGCAAAUUAAGAUUGUCUUGAAUUUUAUUCACACUUUUCUGAUGCCCGACCAGAGGAAUAGGUGGAAUGCCGGAAAGGCAAUUGGCCACUGCUUCUUUAGCAAUUGUGGUAAGAUCGGAACAGGACACGAUUCNGCAUUGCAGACGGGCAAAUUAAGAUUGUCUUGA
Messenger RNA from Parasteatoda tepidariorum (common house spider), 1011 nucleotides. RefSeq names its product glycogen synthase kinase-3-like. The record is from RefSeq and is a predicted model, not a curated record. Lineage: Eukaryota; Metazoa; Arthropoda; Arachnida; Araneae; Theridiidae. Gene Ontology annotation, molecular function: ATP binding; protein kinase activity. Gene Ontology annotation, biological process: protein phosphorylation.